CACCAGCGGAUGGGCUGGGCGCUCCAGAGCUCUCACACGUCUGUGCAUAUGACACCAGCAUUUGGGAACCAAACCUGUCAUCUUGUGUCUCCGCAGACCUGCAGAAACUCUGACCUCACCUCCCCCGGCCCUGUCUGCGCAGCCCCCUCGGCGGGGACAUGUGGUGGUGACACUGUUGGCCUUCCCUGGCAGUCACAGCUUCCUGUCCAGGACGUGCCAGCUCGGCUGCAGCUUCUCCAUUUCCUCUGACGCCCUUAAAUCCCCAUGGAGCCAUAUCCGUAACCAUGGCGACGCGGGUCGAGGUCAGCACCAUCGCAUCACUGACAGCAGUGCCAGGCCUCGGUGACAUUGGCAAGGAGGAGUCCCUGAAGCGGGCCUACUUUUGCCAGGCUGCUGCCGAUCCCUCGGGGGUAGCCUCUGCCCGGGGCCUGGAGGCCAAGGGCAUCCUCAGGAGCUCUGGCUCCUUGUUCCCUCUGCCGAGACUCGCCCCCAAGCCCUUCUCCAAAGAGCAGGCUUCAGAGGGGAAGCCCCCUGCCAGACUCUCCGAGGAGGUGGUGGCAGCGAAGGUGUCCAGUGUGGUGACAGAGGCGGGCAGUGUGUUCAGCAGGGCCUCAUUCCUGAGGCCCAAUCGCAGCACCAUGACCCUCUUAGGAAGCACCCAAGCCAGUCCCGCUCCGGGAAAUGGGGUAGGCCACAGGCCCCAUGAGACCCCACCUGGCUCUCGGCCUGAGGUGGCCGCCAAGCCUGCUGUGCCCGCCCGGAAGCCAGUGGUGCCCCUUCCUCGACCAGCCGCCCUCCCGCAGGAUACAAGGUCACCUAUAGCUGCGGAGGGGCCGGGCCCUGAGCAGCCCCGUUUGAAGGCCAGCAGUGUGGAGGACACGGCCGGCCCCAUCCCAGAGCCCAAGCCUCGCCUCAAGCAGAGGCCGGUAUCUGCCAUCUUCAUUGAGGCCCUGCAGCCUCAAAGACCAGGCCCCGGCGGGUUGGCCGCGGUGGGGAAAACACCCCCGACUCCACCCGAGAAGACCUGGGAGAGGAGGCCCAGACCCCUGUCCGUGGACCUCACAGCCCGAUUCGAGAACAGAGAGGCCUUGCUGAGGAAAGUGGCAGAAGAAGGACAAGGAGGCACGGCGGAUCCCAGCACAGAGCGGCGGGGCCCAGAGAGGCCCAGCCCCGAGCCCAAGGGGGACGGGGAGUGUGUGGCACAAGCGGAGGCUCCCGGUCAUGAGCCAGGCUCGGACUUCCUGGAAGUGACCAGGAAAUUCCGUGACCGCCAGGAGAAACUGCUUGUCAAGCAGGUGGAGCCGAGCAGUCCCAGGAGUCCCGGGGGCUUGGCCAGGGCCAUCCCCAGGGAUGAACCAUAUCCUUGGGAAGAGAAAGCCUGGCAGGACGGGGAGGAGCCAGAGAAGACUCCCGCAUCCCCUUUGCCCAAGUUGGGCAAAGUCCCAGAACUUGCUGAGGUCAAGAGCAGAAGUACCGAUGGGGAGACAGGCUCAGCAGGUGCAACGUGGGUCUCCAGGGGCAGCGUCAGGAAGCGGCUCAGCCUAUUCGGAGAGGACAGUGCCUUGGCCUCACCAGCCAGGCCUGAAUCCCCCCUGGCCACCCCUGAGUCUCCAUCCCCAGCGCCCGAGCCUGAAAAAGGGGGCCCGAGCGUCCAGGAGCGGAUCAAGGGCUGGGCCGUGGAGAGCCCUGAGGCGAAGCCGGAGUUCAGGAGGAGGACGUUCCAGGCGCGGCCACUGUCGGCGGAUCUGACUAAAUUGUUUUCAAGUUCAGCUUCAAGCCACGAGGUCAGAUACGAGAAGAUUUCUGAACCGAGUGGCGAGCUUCCUAAGGAACGGAAGGAGAAGCCAAAGGAAGGGCAUGGUUUGGAUGGAGUACCUGCCCCAAGAAGCCCCUGGAAACCUGCAACCCUCCGGGACAGGCCCGGCCAGAUGGAACGGAAGGAUAGCUCUAACCAAGAACCGGACUGUGGGGCAAAGCCCUCGGAAGUCACCCCAGAAGAUGACGGAAGCUUCCAGACUGUGUGGGCCACGGUGUUUGAGCAUCACGUGGAGAGACACAGUGUGGCCGUGGCCAUGGCUGACCCGUCGGAACGCUGUCUCUCAGCCACGCCCCCUCGUGAUGUGGAGCCCAGACCCAGGCCUGAGAGGGAACCCAGGCUGGGGAAGGAUCCACUGGAAGUAGCCAACCUCAGGAAGAGCUCCAGGUGGCCUGGGACCCCUGAGAAACUGGGACAGAGCGCCCCAGUGGAUGGAGAACCACGACGGGGCUCCCCACAGUUCCCAGAGGGAUGCCCUUGGGGGGAGAAGCGAAGUAGCACCCCCUUCCUCCAGCACUCAGGAAGCCCCCCUGCUGCCCAGAGAGUCGAGCCGAAGUUUGACGUCCUUGCGCACACAGUGGUGGAGCGAGUACACAGCGAGGCCAUCUCCACGGUGCCCGAGGUACCCGCCCUGACAUUGCGUAGCCACAAGCCCCGGCUCUCACUGUCCCAGGAGGGCUCCACUGCCCCUACUAGCCCUGGAGGUCAGAUGGGGUCUGUGCAAAGGGCCAGUUUAAUCUGGGAGGCCCGACGAACACAGGAGGCCAACGGGCCGAAAGACACAUCUGGGGGACCUCGCUCCCCAUCACCCAAGUGGACAGCUGGGAAGACCUUGAGCUGGUAUAAAGCCACCAUGGUGGGCAGUGAGGAACCAAGCACGCCCGAGGCCACCUCCACGAGGGUUAUCAAAGCUGCAGUGCAGGAGUCCCCACAGCAGUGCCCUGGUGGGACUGGUACCUCGCCAGGAGGCUGUGUUUCAAUGGCAGAAAAGGAUCAACUGCGGGGUGGGGCCCUGGAGCCCUCUGUCAAGGCCAAGGUUGAGGCCACCAGCUGGAGAGCACCAUCAGAUUUCAUGCAAAGACAUUCCCUGGGCCUGGCCACCAGCGAGGGUGAGCCAAGUCCGGCCAAGGUCCCCGAGUCUGAAGUCAAACUGCGGAAAGCCGGGCCCACGGACGCAAGAGUGGACAGGUGGAGGCGGCGGACACUGCCCCAUGACGUGAAGUUUGACACGUUCAGCUUCCUCCCUGCGGAGAACUGGCAGAAGGCAGAGCGGCGAAGGAUAACGGGGGAUGCAACCGUAGACACACCUCAGUUGUCCCACCCUGGGGUACAGACCCAGGUGGGAAGCCCAGGUGGCCCCCGCAUGAAGCAUGGGUCCCCUGAAGAGCCCAAGGCCACGUUCUUUGCUGUCACCUAUCAGAUCCCAGAUAUCCAGAAGGCCAAGAGCGUUGUGAAGCCGGCAACUGAACAUGUGCUGGAAGCUUCUAGAAAGACCCCUCCGCCUCUGUCUCCUCGUCCCCUGGUUUCUCUUGGCCGUGAGGAGCCACUGCCUGAGACUGCAGGCAGUAAAAGCUGGGCUGAAGGCCGGGAGCGGGAAGACCUAGUGAACAUGGCUAAGAUCCUGGGGCCCACAGAGCAUCCGGCUACUGUUGGGGACAGGCUUCCAGAUCCUUCCAGCGAGAGGAUCAUUGACGUGGAUGCUUUGCAGAUUCAGCGGGGGGCACACCGGGACAUUGGUUUUCGUGGUGAUUGGAAGGACAGUGGGAGCCAGGGGUACCCCAGCAGUAAUGAACCCCAGGCCACGUCCACUCUGAAAAGCCAACCCAGGACCAGGGAGUCGCAGGUGAGACGGAGGACAGAAGUGAUCAGCGACACCUUUCCAGGCAAAGUCCGAGAUGGCUACAGGUCCAGCGUCCUUGACCUCGACAGCCUCAUGGCUGAGUACAGGGAGCAGGCCAGCAAAGUCUCAGGGCAGGCUCAAGAGUCCAAGCGGGGAUCCGCCUGGGAGAGGCCUGGCCAGCCAAGUGGGCCAGAGUGGAAGAGGAGGAGCCUGAAGGAUGCCCCUAAAAUGGAGGGCACCUGGAAAGAUGUCAGUGUCACGGGUGUGGACCAUGCCUACACGCCCAGCCCAGGCAGGCAGCCAACAGAGGCCACCGCGGUAUCCCCCAGCACCAAACCCAGCUCUCCUUUGUGGGCUCUGCCGUACCCAGCCCCUCCGGAGAGACAGCCUGGGGUCCCUUCUGUCUCCGAGGGACCCAAGAACAAAGUCUCAGGAAUCACAGAAGAGGAGAAGCAGAAGCAGGCGUCGAUCAGAAAACACAGUGCCCUGGGCCAGAAUUUCUCCGUGGAGCCCAAGACCUCAGGCCGGGAGGACCUGGGCAGCAGCGAGGCCAAGGGAUCGCCCAGGUCAUCUGACGCUGAGCAGAAGAAGGGGGCCCCCAGAAAAGCCACCAGGCAGGUAGAAGAGGAGGAAGAGGGCCGUGUGGCCCAGUCGGGUGCCCGCCUGACAUCACCUGUGGUCGUCAAGAGGGCCAGUUCGGAGAAGGGCCGCCCCAUCAGCCUCCUGGAGGGCCUGUCUGUCAUGAAGGAAGCCCACGAAAGGAGGCAGGAGCAGGUCCAAGGGAAUGCCAGCCUCACCACAGAGAGUUUGGAGACCAAGGUCGGGCCCGGCAGGUGGGAGUCCAGGCCCCGAGAUGGGCAUAAGGUGCCGCCACGGGACCCUGAGAAGGGAGCUGAGCAGCCGCCCCGGCAGGUGUCCCCUACAGCCUCGAGCCCCCGCAGGAGCCGCAGCUUCCACCGUGACAAGAGGAGCGGGCCCUUCGUGGACCAGCUGAAGCAGUGCUUCUCCAGGAGGACCGGCGAGGCCAAGGACACAGACACCCUCGUGCGGGAGGCUGACAGCCAGUAUGGGACGUGGACGGACCAGCGCCAGUGCCGGGACAGCUUGGCCCCGGAGUCCCCAUCCCCUGACAGUGGCGCCACGACCACGACGUGGAAGCCGUCCCCCGGCGGACGCUUGUCUUCCUCGUCGUCUUCCCAGACGGAGGCCACCUUGAGCACUGGCCAGCAGGAACCCAGCACGGAGCAGCGCAGCACCGGCGGGGACCGCUCCAGUGCCGACCUGGACUCCACUGACGGCACCGAGGGGCCACCCACCCCUGACGCCGGACCUGCGAGGGGAACCGACCACUUCGCCUUCAUCAGUCAAACCUCCAUCCUUGACUCAAGUGCCCUCAAGACCCGGGUGCAGCUCAGCAAGAGAUGCCACCGCCGGGCACCCCUCUCCCACAACUUGCGGCGCAGCCAGUUCAGCCAGUCGGAGAGCUGCUCCCCUCUGGAGGAGGAAACGGACAACGUGUGGAUGUUCAAGGACUCGACGGAAGAGAAAUCGCCCAGGAGGGAGGAGGAAUCUGAUGAUGAGGAGAAGGCACCCAGGGCUGAGAGGACACCCGUCAGCCGUCCUCAGAGGAUGCCCGUCUUCCCAGGGAUGGAUCCGGCCGUGCUGAAGGCUCAGCUACACAAGAGGCCAGAGGUGUCAGACGGUCCUGGUGAGACCCCCAGCUGGGCCCCCCAGCCCAAGACCUCCAAAUCCCCCUUCCAGCCUGGGGUGCUGGGCAGUCGGGUGCUGCCACCCAGCGUGGAGCAGGAGGACAGGUCAGUGGAGCCCUCUCCCCAGUGGCUAAAGGAGCUGAAAUCCAGGAAGAGGCAGAGCCUGUAUGAGAACCAAGCUUGACCAGACAGAAGCCAGCGCCAUGUGUGACCAACAGAGGCCUUAAAGUGUCCAAAGCCGCCGCUGCCCGAGGCCCAGCUGUCGCUGGCCCCCUUCUGCACCAUGUUCAUGUGCCUGGCGGGGUUGCCCUGGGUCUGGACGGGAUGGCCCAGCCUCCACGAGUACCUGCUUCUUUGCCCUACACUGCACUUCUACCCAGGGCACGGGAGCGGUGAAGUUGGGUGGUCCAGCCCAGGAUGGGUUGGUGCCCUCAUUCCCGAUGGGAACACUUGCCUCUCUGCUCACUUUGGACGCCAUCAGGGAUACCCGUGUGGGGCUGCAUCAUCUCCCUCGGUUCGGAAAAACAAAAUGAAACAAACCCCACCUGAAUCAUGAAAGCUCCUCCAGCCUCUGGGCUGGGCGUGUGUAUCGCUGUCUGACCAGCUCCUUCCCUUCAAGGAACCAGCAACUCCACUGUCCUUCCUUCCUUCCCUCCUUCCCGGAUUUCUUUCCCAGCACGCCUCUCCCUCUGGCAUGGGAGUGUGCGUGCGGAGCUGGACUCAAAUCACUGGCAAAGUCACGUUCCUUUGCUGUCGAAGGCGAAGCAGCAAUAAUGGAGGCUGUGGUCCUUGA
This is a messenger RNA of Ochotona curzoniae (black-lipped pika), 6158 nucleotides long. Its product is annotated as KIAA1671 ortholog. The record is from RefSeq and is a predicted model, not a curated record. The coding region runs from base 285 to 5549 and encodes 1754 amino acids. Lineage: Eukaryota; Metazoa; Chordata; Mammalia; Lagomorpha; Ochotonidae. The transcript has 12 exons.